Molecule: messenger RNA, 6243 nt
Organism: Myzus persicae (green peach aphid)
Lineage: Eukaryota; Metazoa; Arthropoda; Insecta; Hemiptera; Aphididae
Product: protein Shroom
Exons: 17
Coding region: 273-5288 (1671 amino acids)
Biological process (GO): actin filament organization
Cellular component (GO): apical junction complex; apical plasma membrane; adherens junction
Molecular function (GO): actin filament binding
Source: RefSeq, a predicted model, not a curated record
UGGCCGGAACACUAAGCGUCCUGUCGUGUGCGGUGCGAGUGCGCGCGCGUCCUGUGCAUACCGAUUCGUUUAAGUCUCUAAGGCACUAUUUCUGCAUUAUUAUUAUAAUCUUGUCGUCGGUUUGUUUUUGUGAUUUAUUUGUAAAUUUAUUAGCAUUAGUGUGUUUAAGUGGCGCGUGUGAUUUAGUUUCGGUGUGCAUAGCAUAUACUAUUUUGUCGUCAGAGUCUCAUGUCCGGAGAGUCACCGAAAAGGAAAAAAUAGUGGCGGCCGCCAUGUUCUCCAGUAGGACCCGGUCCAGCGUCCGGCUCAAGGAUCCCAAACCGAGAGAGGAUUCAAAUGUCGGCGUCGGUGGUGGAGGCGGUGCCGGUGCGUUCACUCGGUGGCUUCGAGAGUUUAGACGUGAGACUUACAAGGUGAACUCUGCCGGAGGAGCAUCCGGUGGAGGCGGCGGCGGUGGAGGAACCUAUCACAGUACGGCGGCCGAAGAUGGCAGGCGGAGGCACUCGUUCAACGCGCACGACAAGAGCGCCCAACACCGGGCGGAGCAAAGACUGCAACUGCAGGGUGGCGGUGGCGGAUCGCACGUCUCGCCGGCGUCCAAGACGCAGGCUUGCAGGCGGGCCAACAGCACGGCCGCACCAAAGUCCAGAACACGAAACGAUGGAUCGUUCGCUAAGGCCAACUGUUCCGCCGUGGCCACCAUCAGAGAACUGCCCAGCAGCAAGGAAAACCGCUCAUCGCACGGCAACAGCGGCGUCAUCAAGUCCGGUCGAGUAACGGCCCGCAUGACUGAAACCUGUGACGGACACAUACCCCGACACAGGGCCCCACUGCCACCAGUGGAUGUCAAGGACGCGGCUUGCGGACACGAAAAGUUUCCAUCCUGUCCGGCCACCGCCACGGCGACGACCGUCAAAAGCAAUGGAAUGUCCGUCACCGCGGCCAGAAAGUCCUGGGCGGAAGAGCAGACGGGCAGCAGCGGCAUCAGCAGCAGUAAUAGUUACCCGAAGGAACAACCGCCGCCCAUCGUCCGGCCGUAUCCCAAGAGACUGUCCAACGGGCUGUACACGCAACAAUUGAAAACCGUGAUGGAGCGUUGCGAAAAAGGCAAACCCGAGCUGCUGGACCGGGUGCGGUCGAUGAGAACCAAAAGCGGUGGUAGCGGUUACGUGGAAAGGCUGCAGCAGACCGCCGAGAAACAUUUUUGUGUGCCAUUAUCGACGACCGUCUUGUCGGAUCCGGCGGACCCCAAGUCUCAGCUAACGCAAGCGCAGCUAGAAAAGUAUUCCAGAGCUUACGACGACUCGCCGCACCGAGAAACAGACGAGUACUCAAGCUGUUUCGACGGUAGCGACAGCGCGUUGUCCAGCCAUCUGACCAAGGAGGAGCUGGAGCAUUACACUCGGAUCUACGAGGAAAAGUCCACGUCCCAGAUCAGCCUGACUGAGAAAACUGUACCCUCGCACCAACACCAGACCUCGUACGCUCAGAGCGAAGGGUACCACAGUUAUGUGUCCAGCACCGAUUCCACGUCAACCCCGUUUCUGGACAGGUUGAGGAGAGACAGCGAAUCCGCCGUCGUGGUCGUCAACAGCAAAGACUCUGAAAAACCCGCCGCCGCCCAGGGGAGGGACUCGAGUGCCAGCUCCGGUUCAUCUAGCGAAACGCUCAAGUGGCACGGUUCCAACAGUGAUUUGAGCACCGUGUCCAGUGGCGGGCACCACCGGGCAACCACCCAGCUCAUUGCUCACAGCGCCAAGGUGUCGGCACCGCAGAGACACCACUCCGAGUCAGUGAUGAGCGUAACCGACGGAUGGUCAGGCUCCAGCGUUCUAGAGCACAGGGUCGGAAACCAGAGAAAUCUCCGGAAAUUAUUUCCGGUCAGCACCUACACGGUACAACCGGCCAUGGUUGUAGAUGAAAAGACUUCACCAAAAUCUCCACCAGCGCUGACAGUGGCUGAACGUAUCAACGAGCUGGAAAAGCAGCAACAGCAACAACAGCUACAACAAACGCCCAACAAGUUCUCGUAUUUUGACCCGGAAAAGAAGCACAAAGUGGCAGACCACUCCCUGAGGGCCAUACAGAAGCGGGCCUUGUUGUCGUUCUACGAGAGACACCAGCCCGGGUCGUCUUGGAGGUCUGAGCCGCAGCUGUCGCCACCGCCACCUAGGCCUCCGCCAAUACCCUGCCGCCCACGGUUGCCCACUCCGCUGUCUAGGCGCUCGUCUAUUUCGUCCGAAUACGACACUCCGGCCACUUGGAACGACGAUUGUUCGAAAGAUGACAGUUCAGCCGAAGAAGCGAGCAUCGCCAACUCCAAGGAACUCAGUAAAAACAACCCGCUCAGGAGUUCUAGCUGCGGUUCACUAUCUACAGCGAUUCUUGGGCCAAUGGUACUUGGACCAUCGAUAUCGAUUGACGAUUGGGUGCCCGAACUGCCACCUAAGAAGAAACAAGUCGCUCGGCAACAGACGCCCCAAGCAAAACGCGAACCGAGUCCAGACCUACCGCCACCACCACCGGUGGUCGAUGACGACGAGCAAAUGUUCGUAUCAGACGAACCACUGCCGCCACCACCACCGGAGGCUAUCUGGCCUAAACCCGAGUCGUUGAGGAACGACAAGUUCCUGCGCAAUGGCAAGGAGAAAAGACUGGAGAGCAGUUUUAGCGCCGUCGAAGACGUGCUUCUCAGCAGAGACUUUAAUGCCGGCUGUGGCGGUGUAUCAGCCGGAUUGUUCACUAACAACAAUUACCAUCUACAUGGCCACCAGCACCAGAAUCAGCAUAACGCAAUGAGUGAAAAAUCAAAAUCGCUGUCUUACAUAUAUGACAGUCACAAAGCAGUACCGCAGACACCGGUCAAGUCGUUCGCCAUUGAACUGCUACAGCCGCCCCUGCUGCCUGCACCGCCGCCGCCACCUUCACUAACGACUGACGACAAAGCACUGCAGUUUUUGCACAAUGGCAACAAAGAGUUUGGUCGUUCAUCGAGCGUCCGUCGCAACAAACUCACCAUACCCAACAAGGAUUACUGCAAGUCCGAGUUCUCGGCCCGGAAGUCCGUGUUUCAGGGUGCCGGUGGUUCCGCGGUUCCUAAACAGCAGGUGGUCAUGUCCACCGUAAAACCACCGGCGUUCAGCGCCACCAUUUCAACGGUCCAGAACAACGUGGUCAAACACCAGAUUUGCACCCCUCUGAAAAUUGCCAGGGACGCAGAUAAGAAAGCAGCGGCGGCCACCGUCAGGUCACCGUCUACCGCUAAGCUCCCCAUAGUCGUCGGGCCGCUCAAGUCAUCGGGAGUGUUUCCACCAUCUCUCGAACCCAGCUGUCCUCCGACUCUCUACCAACAGAGUCAAUCGAAGGCGUCGUACCUGUCGGCGUACAAGAGAGAGCCGAGGGAGCGCGAGAAAGGACUUCCGAACUUCGAAGGAAGCUACAAGAGGACGGCGUCGCCGAACAGCGGCGGCCGAGGAGACGCUGCCGCGGCCGUGGAACCACAAGAUGUGGAAAACGUCGCGCCAGACGGAAGCGAUUGUUGCAGCAAUCUUCUGGAUUCGAGCGGCGGUCGACUGCAAUCCCUGCAGCUAGACCACCACCACCACCUCCACCACUAUAACAACAAUAACAAUAACAACACAGUAACUAGUCAACAACAGUCGUCGCCCAGCAAACCACAGACUGUCGAUGUGGUGGCCGUAGCUGUCGCGCCGCCGUCACCGCCGCCCCCCGCGGUGUUGUCCGAGCGGUCGGUCGUCGACCAGCCGCCACAACAACAACAGUUGUCGAAAACUCUGCCGCGGGCCAACAACUCGGCCGGACAGGAUUUCAAACGGUCGUCUCGGACGCCUAGGACCCAAUCGGACCCGUCUAACAUGCCUAACAAGGCGGACGCUGCCAUCACCACGUUGCAGUUGAUGAUGAUGCCGCCGCCCCGACACUCCGAGUCCACGUCCAGCCUUCACCUGCAAAAACGGUCGCAGUCCGACCUGUCCCAGGUGGGAUCCACCGAGAGCGGCUACAGCAGCCUGUCCCUGAACGCCCCGUCGCCGUCCCACUCGCCCACCAGGCUGUCGUCCGGUGACUUUGGGACGGGCGGUCCGCCGACACCACUCCUGAUCAACUCACCAUCUGCCACGGGAGUCGCUACACCUGCCACUGUCGGUGACCUCGACGAGUGCUGUAAUUCUACAUGGCACACGGCAGAGCCCGCGGUCGCCGUGACCACCACUGACCACCGUUACCGCAAUCAGGUGUCCAGAAGCUGUUCGGUGGUGUCGUCGGAUUCUGCUUCGCAGGCGGAACUCAAAUCCGUCGCCAGCGGAACCCCGUCAGCAAUCCGGCGCAAGUCACCAGAAGAGAUCGAGUGCGAAGAACUUUCCCGCGAUCUCAUCAGCCACUUGUCGCCGUCCGACAAACUCCACAACAUACUUGAGAAAAAGGACAAAGCUCCCGGACCGGACGUCAAACGUUCUACUGACUAUGUUUCUCCGCUGUUCCGCAUGGACUUGGUUCCCCGGUCCAGAACUUCGGUCGCCGAAAAACUGACCGACUGCAGUAGUAGUGACGCCAUGUGCGGCCCAGCCACCUCCACAACUAGCACCUCCUCGACUACUACCGCCACGUCCUCCGCCGGACUAUCGGCCAACUCAUCCUACUACACCACGUCCGAACCGAAGGCGAAACUCCUAAACCUGCAGCACUAUAGCCGGCAGAUCCAAUCGCCGGCCGAAUGCAACGGGAUAGGAAACUUGCAAAAGAAAAAGGCGGACCUAGUGUCUCGGCUGGACAGAAAGCUGAAGGUACUCCGAGAUGAACAAAUCGCGCUAGCCGAAGAGGCGACGCUGAACGAGACUCUGGGCGUGUCGGUGGCCGAUCGGGUCAAGUCUGUGGCCAAGCCUCAGGAAGCCAACAAGUUCAAAACUCAUGUACAGGAAGUGGGCCACAUUACCAGUUUGCUGUUGAGCCUGAGUGGACGUUUGGCCAGAGCGGAAAACGCACUGCUGGACUUGGACGCAGACCAUUCGGAAAAGAAGGCGCUGGAGGAGAAAAAGUGCAAGCUGACCUGUCAACUGGAAGAAGCCAAAGAGCUGAAGGAAAACAUCGACAGGCGCGGAGACUUCGUUUCGACCAUACUGUGCCGAUAUCUUACUGCCGACGAGUACUCGGACUACGACCAUUUCAUCGCGAUGAAAGCCAAGCUGCUGAUCGACGCCCGCGAGAUCGCCGACAAAAUACAGCUGGGCGAGGAGCAGUUGCGCGCGCUCAAGGAAACCCUCGAAGACUAAAAUUUUAAUUUUAAACGUUAACGCGUUGAAAACACUUCAUGUCACGUAGUAGUAUAGUAAAAAAAAAUAUAUAUAAAUAUGUAUGUGUAUUUGUGAUAGGUGCGGUAAAAAAAAAUAAACUAAAAUAAAUUACAAUAUUAGGUUUAUGUCGCAAAUCAUCAAAAAUAAUAUAUUAUUAUUGUAAGACAAUAUUUUGAGUUUGAGCGUGUGGUUCGAGGAAAACUUGGUAGGAUAAAAAAAAAUCGACUGAAACGCAGAAACGAUUUAAACGGGGUUAGCCCGACAGAUCUCUGCAAUCUCGCGUCUUAUCACUUCUCCCCCCCCCCACAGACCACUCGCAAGUUCUUCGAAGUCGCAUCGGCUCUUUAACGUGUGAGUGUGUGUGUUUUAUACUUAUUUGCUUUCGAACAACGUUUGCGUGUGUGUGUUUUAUUAUUUUUUCUUGUAAAUAUAGACUCGAAACGGUAUAGGUUGAGACGAGAAUAAUUUAAUCGUAGUAUGUUAUUUUUGUUUUCGCUAAAACCAUCUGAAACGGUCUUCUCUAGUCGACGAGACCUGUCGCCGCUCCCCAUCCCUCAUUUGCGACUCCCCGUCAAAACAUAAUAUUAUUAGAUUGUAACACUAUAUAGUACGACGUAAAAAUAUUAUGUUCGCGAGCUCCUACGUGUGUGGUUAAAAUACAUUAUAGUUAUUUAUGAAAUGCGAACGACAAUAUUAUUAUUAUUGUUAUCAAAAGAAUCAAACUGCUGACCUCACCCACCCCACCAUUCGUGAUGUUGUGAUGUGCGCCCCUUCGGUCGAGAUAACGUAACCCGUUGUGAUCGCAAAAGUCGUGGGUGACUAUGUAACAAAUAAUUAUGUAAACAAAUAAAACUGAAAUAAUAAUAAUCAUAACAACAUAAUAUGCAUAAUACUAUAUUAUUAUCUGUGUGCGAGUGCGCCCCUUAUACCGCUG